AUGUUCUUUCGGGAAAGAAGAGUGCAUUCUAAUUAAAAGUAAUAUCAUGGAUAUGAAGAUGCUAAAAAUUAAUUAGAUUUAGUUGAUAAAUUCAUAAAUCCUUCAUAUGAUAUACCAAUAAGUCAUUAGGCAAGUUAAAAGAGUGGAAUUAGACAAUUAAAUUAAUUGGAUAAAUCUUUUUAGAUUCCAAUUUAAAAUGGAUAUCCCGAAGCAUAAUUAAAUGAAGAAGUAGCUCAAAUGUAGCAAACUUUAGAUAAAUAAAGUUAAACACUUAAAAGACUGUUGAAAGAAUAAAAAGAAGUAACAUUAUAAAUGGAUAACUAAGAUUAAUAGAACUUAAAUUUUAAAAUAAGAACUAGAUCAUCUUAAAACUCAAGUCCAAACCCUUCAUCUUAAAUUGCCAAAGCUUCCUUAAUAUGACCAACUAAAUGAAAUCAAAUAUGAAAUCAACUCUUUGAGAUAUUCAUUUUUUCAAUAAGCUCGACAACCUCAAUAACCCAUUAUUUAACCACCUUAAAUCAUAUAUUAACAUUUACCAUAACCUAUUUCAUAAUAAUAAUUUCUAUAACCGUACAUUCCCUAUAAUCAUUAAUAUCCACAUUCUGGAUCUCAAUAAUUCUAUCCUCCCUUUAAUAAUCCUUAUUAAUAUCCCUAUAAUCCUUAAUCAUCUAGAAUUAAACAUAAAACUUAACAGCAAUCUUCAGACUCCACUCAUCUAACUAAAGUCAAAAAUAAAACUAAAAAUAAAACUAAAACUAAUAGUUCCUUCUCGCAAGUUCCUAAUUCAAGAUAAAAUAGCAAAUAAUUUAUUCCUUAAAUCUCUAAAGGAUCUAAUAAAAAUACUAAAUAAAGCUUUUUCAUGGAAGUAAUUUUAUAUAAUUUUAUUUAGAAUAAUCCAAUAGAAAAUUAAAUAUAAAAUUCUAAAUUAAAAAAUAUCUUUAAUGCUGUUAGAUAUGCUAUGAGAUGGAAAAUUUAUUGUAAACCAAAUAAAAUCUUAUGGAGGAAGCUCUAUAAACAUUCAAUUGAAUGUAAAACCAUUAUUUAAAAAACUUCUUAUCCAAUUGCUUUAAAACGUAUAAAAGAUUGGUGUAAAAUGGUUUUAGCUAAAGUCGAUAAUUAUUUAAGCAAAAUUAAAGAAAUUGAUUUUAUUGUAUUAUCAUAUUUAAUCAUAGAAUCCAGAAAAACCACUUACUGAUUAAGAAAUUGAUUAAUCCUAUAUGUAACUCACUAUCUCAACUAAAUAUCUAAUGACCAGUUUGUUAACAUACUGUACUAAUGAUUUUAUGAUUCCAGAGCUUAAAUUUCUAUCCUAUUUAUAGUUUUUUGAUUCACCUAAUAUUGAUAGAGGAUUAUUUAUAUCAAAACGAGUAUUAUUUUGGAAAGAAAAUUAAUUAGAAAUGACUAAAACUCAAUAAUAAAUGAUUAUUGGUGAUCUAGUUAUCCUUGUCCAUAUAUUACCUGCACUAUUAGAAAUCUCAGGUUCAUAUUUUCUUAUUAAAUCAAUGGUUACAUUAGUUUAAAUGUAAUUUAUGAAGAAUUUUGAUAUAAAGAUUGUAAACGAAAAUCCAAAUUUAAGAAUUAUACAAUUAAAUGUAAUCGAAUAUAUUAAUGGAAAAUUAUCAGUUAAAUUAUAAAAAGUUGAAAAUUUUUAAGAUGAGAGAUAUAUUGUUGGAAUAUAUGAGGAUUAUCAUUUUUCGGGGUUUUUUUAAAAAAGACCACACCUACAAGAUGAUAUUUAAAAAACACUUUCUGAAAUACAUACUAAUUUAUUAUAAGCUUUAACUGCUAAAUGA
Messenger RNA from Paramecium sonneborni, 1793 nucleotides. Lineage: Eukaryota; Ciliophora; Oligohymenophorea; Peniculida; Parameciidae. The record is from the annotation of a GenBank genome assembly.